This is a messenger RNA of Penicillium manginii, 1872 nucleotides long. Its product is annotated as putative alpha-amylase. The transcript has 9 exons. Gene Ontology annotation, molecular function: starch binding; alpha-amylase activity; calcium ion binding. The record is from RefSeq and is a predicted model, not a curated record. Gene Ontology annotation, biological process: carbohydrate catabolic process. Lineage: Eukaryota; Fungi; Ascomycota; Eurotiomycetes; Eurotiales; Aspergillaceae. Bases 1 to 1872 code for a protein of 623 amino acids.
AUGCAAAUUCUACUUGCUGUAACGCUUCUUCUCAUUCAGACUAUCUCCGCACUCACUCCGGCGGAAUGGCGGUCUCAAUCAAUUUACUUUUUGUUGACUGAUCGAUUUGGACGUUCUGAUAAUUCAACCACAGCUGCUUGUGAUGUUACAAACAGGGUUUAUUGUGGCGGAAGCUGGCAAGGAAUCAUCAAUCAUUUGGACUAUAUCCAAGGCAUGGGAUUCACCGCCAUCUGGAUAACCCCAGUGACUGAACAGCUCGAUGGCAAUACCGGUGAUGGUGAAGCCUAUCAUGGCUACUGGCAACAGAAAAUAUAUGAGGUCAACUCAAACCACGGCACUGCUGCUGACAUCCUGGCUCUUUCCAAGGCCCUACACGCUCGGGGGAUGUACCUGAUGGUGGAUGUCGUGGCAAAUCAUAUGGGAUACAAUGGCGCGGGGAAUACGGUUGAUUACAGUGUUUUCAAUCCCUUCGACUCGUCCUCAUAUUUUCAUUCGUAUUGUCUGAUAAGCGACUAUUCUAACCAAGCCAAUGUUGAGGACUGUUGGCUGGGAGAUACCACGGUUUCUUUGCCUGAUGUAAACACUGAGCUAUCUUCAGUCCAGACAAUCUGGUACGACUGGGUUUCCGCUCUAGUUUCAAACUACUCUAUCGACGGGCUACGAAUCGACACAUUGAAACAUGUUGAAAAGUCCUUCUGGCCGGGCUAUAACAGUGCGGCAGGCGUAUAUUGUGUUGGAGAGGUUUUCUCUGGCGACCCAGCCUACACAUGUCCCUACCAAAGUUACCUAGAUGGAGUCUUAAACUACCCCAUCUACUAUCAAUUACUUUACGCAUUCGAGUCUUCCAGUGGUAGCAUCAGUGAUUUGUACAACAUGAUUAGUUCAGUUGCUUCGGAUUGCUCCGAUCCCACUUUGCUCGGCAACUUCAUUGAAAACCAUGAUAACCCUCGAUUUGCCUCAUACACGAGUGACUAUUCGCAAGCAAAGAACGUCAUUUCCUUCCUCUUUCUUUCAGAUGGUAUCCCGAUCAUCUACGCCGGUCAAGAGCAGCACUAUAGCGGAGGCAGUGAUCCUGCGAAUCGCGAAGCGACCUGGCUUUCUGGCUACUCAACAACUGCUGUUCUAUAUCAAUAUAUUGCAACGACCAACAAAAUCCGCAGUCUGGCCGUUUCUUCAGACUCUUCUUAUAUAACUUCCAAGAACGCCCCAUUCUAUCAAGAUAGUCACACGAUUGCCAUGAAGAAAGGAUCAAGUGGAUCUCAAGUUAUAACAGUUCUUUCCAACUACGGCUCGUCUGGCAGCUCCUAUACCCUCAGUCUCAGCGGCAGUGGAUACUCUUCCGGCACUGUGCUCAUGGAAAUGUACACUUGCACAUCCGUAACUGUUGACUCAAGUGGCAAUAUUCCAGUUCCAAUGGCAUCUGGUCUACCUCGCGUUCUCAUGCUGGCUUCUGUUGCAACUAGUAGUGGCCCGUGUGCAUCUUCAGGUUCCACUACAACGACUACUACCUCCAAAUCAACUGCUAGCACCACAACCUCAUCUUGCACCCAGGCUACAGCACUACCAGUACUUUUCAAAGAAAUCGUGACUACUUCGGUUGGACAGCAAAUUUAUCUGUCUGGUUCGAUCAGUCAGUUGGGUAGCUGGGACACCAGUAGUGCGAUUGCACUUUCUGCCGAUCAGUAUACCUCUUCAAACCAUCUUUGGUAUGUUCAGGUUACGAUUCCAGUCGGAUCGUCCUUCGAAUAUAAAUUCAUUGAAGAGACAACUGGGUCCUCGUCGGUGACCUGGGAAAGUGAUCCUAAUCGCUCGUACACCGUGCCUACGGGCUGUUCGGGCUCAACAGCUACAGUGACAGCAACAUGGAGAUAA